Molecule: messenger RNA, 896 nt
Organism: Leucoraja erinaceus (little skate)
Lineage: Eukaryota; Metazoa; Chordata; Chondrichthyes; Rajiformes; Rajidae
Gene: tex30
Product: testis expressed 30
Exons: 5
Coding region: 257-796 (179 amino acids)
Source: RefSeq, a predicted model, not a curated record
GAUGCAUAUCCGUACGUUAUUUCUCUCUGUACUGGCAGCCAGGCAGAAUAUUUUGAAUGGAAAAAACACCAAACACAUUUUUUGAAAAGCCAAAGUUGGUGUUCAAUAGUGGAGCUGGAAUAAAAUCUUUCUAUUUCACUAUUUUAAGGUUAAAUUGAAAAUACCAUUUGAAAGAAAAUAUCUGGAUGCCAUCUACACAAUUCCAAAUGUUAGUUUCACACAUGGAGUGAUCCUUAAUCAUGGUGCAAGUGGAGACAUGAACUUCCAUCAGCUGGUAUCCUUGACAGAAUUUCUUGCAUCUAAUGGGAUACUGUGCCUUAGGUUCACUUGCAAAGGCCCCAAUUUGGUCUAUAGAAUCAGAGCUUAUAGGGCGGUUGUGGAAUAUUUAAAAUCUUCAAAAGAAUAUAAAGUGAAAAGCUGGUUUCUUGGGGGUCGUUCCAUGGGGUCUAGAGCUGCUGCCUGUAUUGUUAAACAAUGCAAGGAUACCGGAGAUGAAGCAUUUGUGCAAGGUCUCAUUUGUCUGUCCUUUCCUCUGCACCCUGCAAAGCAACACAGUAAACUACGAUCAGAGGAUCUGCUUCAUGUACGCCAUCCAAUCCUUCUGGUUUCUGGAUCAGCAGAUGAAAUGUGUGACAAGAAUUUAUUGGAAAGCAUAUUGAAGAAAAUUCCAGUGGCUACCAGAGUAUACUGGGUCGAAGGAGCUGGCCAUGCAAUGGAAGUUAAAGGACAAAUAACAGAAAACAUCAUGGCUGAGAUCAAUGCUGAAGUCCUUUCAUGGAUUAAGAAAAUUCUUUAAGAAGAAUCAAGUCUCCAUGGGUGUUUAUAGACAAAAUUUGGUUUGUAACAUAAUUAUGAUGAAUAUUUUGAGCGAGUGAAUAAACCCAAUUCAAAAUGUU